This is a messenger RNA of Neolamprologus brichardi, 2601 nucleotides long. The record is from RefSeq and is a predicted model, not a curated record. NCBI's taxonomy places the organism in Eukaryota, Metazoa, Chordata, Actinopteri, Cichliformes, Cichlidae.
AUGUCCUCCUCCACAUCCCAGGUGACAGAACCGAUCUUGACUCCUGCCGGCAAGAUGCAACUGUUGGAGCAUGGCCCAGACAUGAACUCUGUGUUCCUUGAGGUCUUUGGAAAAGAUCAGGAUGUCGUCAAGAUAUCCUCUGCUCCAUCCUCAGCGAGCCUAUGUCGGGAGGGCUCCGACAUCUUCACCUCAGUCAGAGAGAAUAGUCCAACAGGUGAAUUCAUCUCCAGCAUCAACAUCACUGCAGGUCCACGAGCUAACACCAUCCGCCUGUGUCUGUCUGGACGCAACGCCAACUGGUUCUACUUAGAGGGCCGGACCAUCAGACUCAACUCCUCAGUGUUCAGAGUCCUCGACCGAGAGGUGGAGGGAUCAGUGCUCAUCGCAGAGCUAAUUUGCUAUGAAAAUGACAUCAUACAGGGUAACUACAGGAUUUUGGUGGAGAUUCUGAAUGAAAAUGACAACAAACCAAACUUCCUGUUGGAGACAAUUCAGCCGUUCACCAUCAGUGAGCUGACAGCAGUGAACUCGGUGGUUUUCACUGUGAAGGCCGAUGAUGCAGAUGGGGACGUGAUCAGCUACAUCCUCGACCCGUCAUCACAAGAUGCCCAGUUCUUCAGGAUCGACCUGCCCAAUACUGGAAAGGUAGUUCUGAACAAACCUCUGGACUAUGAGACAAGAACUCACCUGCAGCUCAUCAUGUGGGCCCAGGAAUCAAACACUGUGGACAAGUUCAACACAUCUGCUGUUCUCACCAUCAACAUCGAGGAUGGUGAUGACCAGUAUCCUCACUUCUUGCCCUGCACACCUGUGUCUCCAGGUGUGCCUGUCUGCAUGAAUCCCACCUACACGGCCAACAUCACACAGAAACACCAGGACGUGGGUCUGGACUUUUCUCCUGGCCCAAUCACAGCAGAGGAUGGAGACAAAGGGAUCAAUGCUCCUCUCACCUACACCAUCCUCUCAGGUGAUGAUCAGGGCAGGUUCACAAUCAACAACACAACAGGUGAGAUCAGGUUAACCAGAGCAGCAGAUGACCGACGACUGACAACAAACUACAUGCUCACAAUCAUGGUGUGCCAGGUGGAUGACAGGUUGAAGUACAGUGUGGCGUCAGUUCUGGUCAGAGUUCUCUAUGAGAACGCAUUUCCUCCGGCCUUCAACAGAACCACUUACAAAGGUUUCAUCAUCCAGAGCUCUAGCCCUGCCUCCAUCAUCUCCACCUAUGGGAACCAGGUGUUGCAGGUCCAGGUGUCAGACCGUGACUUCCCUGAUGGCAGGAACCCAAAUAUCCACUAUUUGCUCCAUCCUCCAUCCGAAUUGUAUCAAGUCACAAAGGAGGGGGUUCUGAUCGCCAAGACAAACCAACUGCACGCCUUUGACAGACAAAUCCUACAGGUCAUCGCCAGAGAUGAAGAGUCAGGAGAAGAAGUGUCAGCUUCAGUGGACAUCGAAGUCCUGCAGAGAGGCCAAGCAGGUGAGCGACCUGUGCUGUGUGAUUCUCAGGUGAGCAGCCCAGCUGUCUUUGUGGACGAGUCGUCACACGGCAGCAGAGCUUUUACUCGUCAGUCUGGCAGUUUUCAUGGCAGACAAGGAGUUUACACCAGGAGGCCAUCUCUGCUUCCUCCUCCAUCAUCAUCACAGCUCAGCGAGCCUGGAGAGAGCAGGACCAGACUCCCUCUUCCUCCUCCAUCAACAUCAUCAUCAUCAUCAUCACACCUGUUUACUGUUGCAGAGAAACAUGAAGGUGGAGAUCACACCUGGGAGGCUCUGAGGUUGCCAGUUGAGUCCGCAAGUAUUCAUGGUGAAGACAUACCAGCAGUCAACACUGGGAUGCCUCAGAAAGACGAAAACAUGAAGACUGAUUGAUCAGAGGAGACGCCACUGGAGUACAAACCCUACCAAUCAGAAACCAGAAAGAAACAAGUCACAUAUUCAGCCAAUUAGAGAGCAGGAGUCCAAACUGUACUUUAGUCAUAUUCGUGAUUCACUUUUUUUUUUCUUCUGGCGGCCUUAUUGGGGGGUUUUUUGUGUCUUUUUGUGGAGAAAAAAGUUCAAAAAUAAAAACAAACUUUUAAUGAUGUCAGUCUUUCUAUUGUUUCCAGAAGAUUAAUUAAUUUUGUUCUGAUAAUCAGAUCCCGACUUUAAUAAAUCAGGAUUUUACAGACACAUUUGUAAAAUCAACCCAGCCAUCUGUCCGUCCAUCCAGCCAUCAUCAAUCCAGGUAUCCAUUUGUCUGUCCAUCCAUCCUUUACCUUACCCUAACCUGUCACCUGAGGAGUCAGUCUUGUGUUCAUGUUUAUCAAUCAGGACUAUUGAUCAGUUUCUUUUUUUGAUUGUAAAAAAAAUAAAAAUAAAUCAUCAUCCCCUACUGCAGCUCUCGAGGUGGAAGCUCAAGCUCUUCACCUUCCUCACUUCUCCCUGGCCCUUCUUCACACUAAAAACAGCUAUCAUGUUUCCAGUGAGAGAUCACAUGACCGGUAGUCCUUGUGACAUCAUCGUGUUGCAGAAAAAAGCAUAUUAAACACAUAAAGAAAAAUUUAUAAAACGGAUCAGUAUUGAUUACCUGCACUGAUAAUGUCUGAUAAUAAAACACAUUGU